Molecule: messenger RNA, 530 nt
Organism: Cylicocyclus nassatus
Lineage: Eukaryota; Metazoa; Nematoda; Chromadorea; Rhabditida; Strongylidae
Source: the annotation of a GenBank genome assembly
AUGCUUUUAAAAAUUGGACAACAUAUCCUAGGUAACGUGAUAGGUUUCUUGACGACCAUCAUCGGGAUAUUCCAGAUGCAGUUGUUCCGUGAUGUAAACAUCAGUUUACGUCAAGUUCAGGUACUACUUCAUCGGCCAUCUGCAUCGCUUGCCAACCUUGAUCUCUCGUCAAACUCAGCCACAAACCUCGUCGAUGAUUUCACCAUUUCAACACCCAAUGGCGUCACCAGAAACGCUGAAUACACGUAAAUGUUUGAAAUUAGUGUUCAAUAGUGAUCAAGUUGCCAAGUACUUGUUUUCCUUUUGAAAAUUUACUGCGUGUACUGUGGUACUCACUUAGUGCGUAUCAGUUUGACUUUCUGCAAUUUCGAUGUGCCUAUGCGCUGUUAUUUCGGUCUCGCCCUAUCUGGCGAUAUUCACUGUGGUUGUGACACUUGUUAGCUGCACGUUAGUUCUCGUUCUCAUCGCUCAAGGCAUUGUUCUUCAUUUUUCCUAGCCGGCUGCAGUAGGGGCGCAGUCACACUUUUUCA